UGUGUCACCUCGUACACGAGAUUCAAUACGAUCUCUAACUCUGUCAUUUUUGUACACAAAAUACGGAUGUCUGUCUUAUCAGUUUUAUUAUGAAGAAAACAUCGUCUUAGAUAGCUAUGACUUCUCCGAUUUCGUGUGAAAGAAUGUUUCGCCACUGAAAAUACCAAAUGUUUAGCGAAGGUUACUGACUAUCGCUAGAGCGAGAAGGGAAGAUGGCGACCAGUGCGAAGAUGUCAUUCAACUUCUACCAGAAUGGAAAAUACGGUACCAUACCUCAGAACCCAUCAAAAGACAUGGAAGUUACACAGGAUAUGCAUCUUAAAAUGUCCAAAAAGAUCGCACAGCUGACAAAGGUUAUAUAUGCUCUCAACACCAAAAAUGAUGAACAUGAAGCUGUUGUGGCUGCUCUUAAAGAACACCAUGAAGAACAGAUGCAGCAAUUGCUUGCAGAGACUAAAGACAAAAUUGAGUUGUAUAAAAGUAAAAUAUGUAACGAAACUGAGUACAGGCACAGGAUAGAAUCUCUUGAAAUGUGUGUUGCACAGUAUGAACAGAAGAGAAAAGAUGCAUUCUCUCAGUUUGAGACAUUCAAACAGCAGGCUGAAAAGAGGGAAUCAGCAUUGAAAACAGAACAUUCAGAGAAAAUGUUGGCAUUGUCACAAGAAGUUUUAGCAAUGAAAAGAGACUUUGAAGAACAGCUUCAGAAAUUUUCAGACUUGAAAUUUGAUGUAGAGAGUAACCAGCGUCAGUGUAUCGAGGAACUUCAGAAGCAGCAUGAGCAAGAAUUACUCCAACUUAGAGAGACGUGCCAAGGAAAAGCCACUGACUUUGAUUCUGAGAGAUUAAAACUUGAAGAAUUACACAAACACAACAUUCUGAAACUGGAGGAGCAAUAUGAGGCUUUGAAGUCAGAAAAGUCCAAAAUGAUGGAAGACUAUGAGGGUAAACUCAGCAAGGCAAAAGCCUUUUAUGAAAAUGAACUGAGUGUCUUCAAAAAUGCACAGUCUUCCAGUUUUGAGAAAGAACUUGAGGCUUUACGCCUGGAGCAGAGUAAAAUGAAGAAAGACUUCGCAUUCCAAGAAUCUGAGUUAAAACAGAGAAUAGACAGUUUGAUUGAGCAACUAUCAACGAGUGAAGAUGAAAUUAGCUCCUACAAACAACAGUUGGAAAUGUUGCAGCUAUCUGUGACAGGCAAAGAUACGGGAAUGACUGAGCUAAAUAAACAGCUGCAGGCAAUGCAGGAUGAGGCAGCCAGUGCUCAGAGACAACUAAAGGAACAGGAGGCUGAGCUGGUGGCCUCCAGGCACAUGUGCUCACAGCAGGCCCAGGACCUCCUAAACAAGUCCAGCUUGAUCGGUGAACUAGAAGCAACACGCAUACAGCAUCAAUCUAAAAUUGUGGAUCUUCAGUCAGAGUUGGCAAAACUUCAAGACAAAUUAAAAUGGCUGGAAAAAGAACGACAAGAUCUGGAAAGCCAGCAAUCCACUCUUUCGCAAACUUCCAGCAUAAAAUUAAAAUCCCUGGAACAGGCCCUGGAGGACAUCUCAGUGGAGAAACAAACGAUGAAAGAAAAAUAUGACAGAGAAAUCAAAAGUAUGAAGGAGCGGUUUGAAGAACGAGAGCGAAGCCUCUUGUCCGAUCAUGCCAGUCAACUGGAUGACCUUUCAAAGCAACAUCAAAAUGAAGUGAAACUUGAAAAGGAGCAGGCUCUGAAAACUCUCAGUGAUACCACUCAGAGUUUGAAGAAGAAGUUAGAUGAAGAAACUGAGAGACUAACUAGGGAGAAGGCUGCUGUUGUGGCAGAGUUCGAGAAAGUCAAAGCGGAUUUGUGUAGUAGGCUGGAGGCAGCUGAGAAAGAGGUGGAGAAGCUGGAGACUGCUGUGAAGGAAAGUGAGUCUGGGCUGGGCUCAGCCUCAGUCCACAUCAACAACCUGAAGGAUGCUUCUGUCAGGUUGAAACAAGAGCUGGAUAAUAGCAGAGCAGAACUCAAACAGGCCAAGGCUAAUGCUGCUAAAUUACAGGCUGAGUUAGACAAGCAGAAGCUGUCAUAUGAGGCAAAGUUAACAGCAGCAGAGCAUGACUUACAGAACAGAACACAGCAGCUUACAGCAGAUUUGGAGAAAAAAUGGACAGAUACAUUAAGUAAGGAGACAGAACAGCUGCGAAAGGACCUGGUGAGACAGAAGGAUGAUGAGAUGAAGGCAGCCCUGGUACAGCUAGCCAAACUGAAGGAUGAGGAAUUGGCUUGUGUGAGGGAGGAGAGGGAACGACAAGUCACAAUGCUCCUCACUCAGAUAUCUGACUUGAAGAACAAGAUGGAGAAUUCUGAGUCAUCAGCCUCACAAAGCUUGGAGAAGUUACAUCAAGACAUGGCAAACCAGAAGAGGAGACUGGAGGAGGAGGUGAAGAAAGUAGAGAAGGAGAGCUCUGCCAAGGUAGACAACCUAGAGAGGGAACACAGGGAGCAAAUGGUGACAUUGCAGAAACAGAGGGAGGACCAGUUAGCUGAACUUGAGCAGAGGCUAAAGGCCUCUCACCUGGAAGAGAUGCAGGGGCAGAUAACUGCUCACAAAGCAGCCCUGGAUAAUGCACUGAAAGAGUCAGAGCAAGCUAAACUUGUUCAGUUGGGAGAUUUGAAAGCAAAGCACAAGCAUGAUUUAGACACAUUACGGUCCCAGCUGACGGAGUCCCACUCUGUGGAGAUACAACAACAGACUGAGGCUCAUCAGUCCCAGAUCCAUGCAGCCAGACUAGAGCUGGAGCGGUCUGUGGAGAUCACUAAACAAAAGGAAAGAGAUCAUAAGAAUAAAACAGAAGAGUUACAGUCUGAAAUUUCCCAGCGAGAGAGACACAUCAAAAAUUUGGAUGACGAGGGCCACAAACUGAGACGACAGCUGGAAUACUUGUCACGGGAGAUAGAGAACAAAGGAAAGGAAAUCUCCAAGAUCAAAGUAGAAGCUGACAUGACUCUGAAAGCACAAGAGGAGUCAUUGAGAGCUCGCCAUGAAGCUAACCUCAGUAACCUGGCUGCUGAUCAUCUGCGAGAGACUCAGGAAAUGCUAGUGGAAUUUAACAGAGCACAGGAACUACUCAAGGACAAAAUAUCAGAACUGAAUAUCAUGUUGGAGGAGGCUGAGGAGAGGUACAGAUUACGAGAUUCACGUCCUGAAGAUUUGGAGCUGAUUCAUCAGUUGAGAGAGGCUGUCUCAGAGAGAGAGGGACGCAUGAAGGCAUUGAUUGAUGAGAAGAGGUAUUAUCAGAUGGAGUUAGUCAACAGAGAGACAAAUUUCAACAAAGUGUUUAAUUCUGCUCCGAAUGUUGGAGUGUUAAACCCUUUAUCAAAGCCAAAGAAGAAAGGUAGCAGUGGGAAGUUUAUUAGUGCACCAAAUCUGAAUGCCUGGAGUAGUGCUAAUAGACUAGAUCCCUUGCCCAAUUCUCCGCUCCAUGAUGAAAAACUCAACCCCACCAGACCCUUACCUCAGCCAAAUUUUGCUAAGAAGUUUGUGAGAUAAGGUUACCUCACAAGGACUCUUUGCUGUUUUCGCUUGUGAUUUUCAGUGACAGACUUUGACCAAAGACUGUGCGAGAGCUGAUGCUUCAGACUGCUUCCAAUAAAUGCACCAGAGGAGUUAUCCCCCUUCACAGACUGCUUCUCUCUUGACAACCUCACUCUUGACAACCUCACCUGUUUGAAUGCGACAGUUAUCUUGAUAUACUUCAAGUACCAGCAACAUCAACAUUCAGGAGUUGAGAUCCAAACAGUGACUUUCACACGUACUUUCUGUGAUAGGUCAUAAUAAUUGACUCCAAAAGUAUGGAUUUCAGGAAACAGUGAUGUGAAGUAGAAACAGAUCCUUUGUACUCAGGUAUUAAUUUUUUUGUGAAAGGCAUUGUUUUUCAUUAGAAUAUAUUUCCUCAUCAUUUCAAACCUGAAGGUGUUUCAACUGGUAUGAAGUGCCUAAUCAUGGUUAUUUACAGAACCAGUAUUACUAUUUAUAUUCAAUGAGAAAUUUGCAAUCGUGCUUUUUAAUAUCCAGUGUUGUGUAAGGUUUUUAUAUUAUUUGCAGUUUAGUUGCUUUGUUCAUUUUAUAGUAUAUAGAUAUGUAUUAUUAUUUCUUUGUAUACAUGUACUUUAUUCAAGAAGUGGAGUUAAAUGUUUUAUCAUAAAAAGCACAGAAAUUGUCAGUAGUAUCUGAAUCACCAGAUAUUUCCAAGGCACACCUUUUAGAGAUGAAACCAAGUUUAACAUGAUCCAGGUUGGAAGUCCCACACUCACAGGAAGAAAACUGAGACAGGGGACCUCCCUGAAAGUUACCCCUUCCCCC
Molecule: messenger RNA, 4325 nt
Organism: Liolophura sinensis
Lineage: Eukaryota; Metazoa; Mollusca; Polyplacophora; Chitonida; Chitonidae
Product: protein FAM184A-like
Exons: 17
Coding region: 213-3512 (1099 amino acids)
Source: RefSeq, a predicted model, not a curated record